Messenger RNA from Paramuricea clavata, 2496 nucleotides. NCBI's taxonomy places the organism in Eukaryota, Metazoa, Cnidaria, Anthozoa, Malacalcyonacea, Plexauridae. The record is from the annotation of a GenBank genome assembly.
AUGAUCAAACAUGUUCACGCAGAGUCUGGAAUGGAUUGCAUCAUACAAUGUGUGGUGUUCCCAGACAAGUCAUGCAGAUCUGCUAACUACAACAAAACCGCAACUGCUGGAGGAGAAAAAAAUUGCGAGUUACUCAAAACUGUUCAUUCAGAAGAAGAUGCAGGGAGUUUAAAGAGAAAUGAAACUUUUGAUCACUACAUAAUACUUUCACCCGAAAGAGUAAGUACAAUACUGUCAGAAUAUGUUUAUAUUGUUUAUAAACAGAGUAGUUCAAAACUGGACCAAUUUUCAAAUCGUUAUGGCUUUAUAAUAAUAUGAGUCGAAUUGAUGUUUAUCUUUUUGUUUGUAUUUUCCAACUAUGUAUUUGUUUAUGUUUAUGUUUAUGUUUAUGGUAAUCAUGGGUAAGCACGACUGCAUGUAUAUGAAGACAUUUUAUUUAAAAAAUUCAGCAGACCUCCCCAUAAACCACGAUGACAAGCAACGUAGACCGGUGCUGUGUUACAUGGAGAGUGGGUUGGGGGAGAUUGAGCACUUGAGCAAUAUUUAAGUAAAAUACAUUGUUUAGUUUUUUCAACUAAUAUAUAUUUAUUCCCAGGAAACUCAACAUGCUGAUUCGUCAAGCACCACUCUACCAGUAACAGAAACAAUAUCAACAAGUAGGUAUCAGUUAAGAACUUGAGAAGCCAACCAUGUGCUGUAACCAACCGAGAAACCAUGCACUACAUCCGAAUGGAUCAAAUCGGAAAUAGAAUUGUGACUAAUUUAUUAGUCAUAACCAGGAGCAGUUGCCAAAUAUGCAACCAUAGAGCCAAUAGAUGCAGCCGAAGCUGUUUGCUCCUGCAUGGUUACAGGUCUAACAAAUUUUUAAAAAUUUCACUCAAAUUUAUGACUUACAAACUCCUUUUAUGUUUUUUUAAAAAAAUAUCUCUUCUUAAUAAUUAUUGUAGUAACAUCUACACCGAAAGAAACACACAGUUCGACAAUAAGUAUGUGCACAAAGAAUCAAUGUCAACUUCUAUAUUCCGUGUUUGCGAUUACUAAUUGUUAUUCUUUUAAAUAACUUUUCUCAAAAAUAUAUAGCAACAUCUAUACUGGAAAAGACAGAUUUAACAGCGGAACCUACAACCCAGCGGGCAAAAUGACGUUUAUCCAACGUUGAAUCAACGUCGGAAAUGACCUUCCAGACGUUGGAUAGGCGUUGAAAAAGGGUUGACUAUGCAAAUUGGAUCGACGUUACUGUUUCGACGUUGAAACAACGUUGAAAUUAGGUUGCCAAUCUCGUCAAUCAUUAUUCAACGUUGAAUCCACGUUAAAACAACGUUGAGAUUGGUUCACAAAUCGACGUCGUACAUUUAACCAUGAAUGAAAGUUAAUUCAACGUCUGUUGGCUGCUGUUGAACAAAUGUUUGUAAAACAACGUCAGAGCAACGUAGAUAUUAGGUUGUCGACGUCGCAACCUUUUUUCUACCACAGUUCAACGUUGAAACAACGUCUAGUGCCCGGUGGGAAGUAUGUUCACAAUGAAUCAAUGUAAAUAUUCAAUAUUCAUCUUUUAUCCUAAGAAUUAAAUUUUUAAACUGAAACAUCUAAACUGAAAAAGAGAACUAGUUUAACAACUCAACCAACACGUAUUGGCAGAAUGAAUCAAUGCAGAACUUCAGUAAUCAUUCUUUCAUGCUAAGAAUAUUAAGUGUUACGAUUUUAAUUACUACCCAUCUCUUUAUAGCAACAUCUAAACUGAAAACGAGAGCUUGUUUAACAACUCCACCAACAAGUAUUUGCAGAACGAGUCAAUGCAAAACGUCUGUGUUCAUCCUAGUUUUAUCCGAAGAAUAGUACAUGUUAUGAUUCUAAAUAUUACAUAUAUCUCAUUACAGCAACACAGAAAAAGACUGGUGGUUUAACAAUUCAACCAACAAGUAUGUGCAGAAUGAGUCAAUGCAGAACUUCAGUGUUCAUCCUUUCAUCUUAAGAAUAUUAAAUUGUUAUGGUUUUAAAUAUUACUCCUCAUCCUAAGAAUAUUAAUAUUUAUAGUUUUAAACAUUAUUGUUACCUUCAAUUAUAGCAAAUUCUACAGCGAAUGAUAGUAGACCUAGGUCUACAACAUCGAAAACUCAACCAACAGAUACGUUCACAAAGAAUCAAGGUAAAAUUCCAUUUUCAUCUUUAUAUGUUUUUAAGAAUAUAUUACAGUUAGCUUUCAAUUAAGUCUUCUAUAGAAUUAUAUUGCAAAAUCUGGACCAACCAUGCAAGAGAGAAACCUGUAGUUACCGCUUGCUUAAUAUAAUGUAUUUUCUCGUUUAUAGAUAAUUCUACACCGAGAAGAACAAAUCCUUCCACAACUCAGCCGCAGCUAAAAAGUAAGUUGACAAUGUAAAACAACUGUCCAAAACAUAAUGUCCGUGUAUAGUUAACUUGCCUAAUGUGUUCAUCUUUAUAGAUAAAUCCACACUGCAGAGAAAAACAGAUGUAACAACAACUCAAGCGAUAAGUUAA